AUGUAUUUUCUUUCUUUCUUGUGUUUUUCACUUUUCUUUCUUUCUUUCUUUCUUUCUUUCUUUCUUUCUUUCUUUCUUUCUUUCUUUUCCCCUGCAUUUUUCUUCUUCUUUGUCCGCUUUCUCUCUUUCUUUCUUUCUUUCUUUCUUUCUUUCUUUCUUUCUUUCUUUCUUUCUUUCUUUCUUUCGCUUCUCGCUGCUGCUGCUGUUUAUUUCAACUUGAUGCUGUUGAAGAUCCGAUCAUCCUACGCGCCGUAUCACGUGUUAAAAAUACCUCUCACGUAUGCCUUCCCAGAAAUACCUCCCACGUCUGCCUCCCCAGAAAUACUUCCCACGUAUGCCUCCCCAGAAAUACCUACCACGUAUGCCUCUCCAGAAAUACCCCCAAGUAUGCCUCCCCAGAAAUACCUCCCACGUCUGAUUCCCCAGAAAUACCUCCCAUAUCUGCAUCCCCAGAAAUACCUCCUACGUCUGCCUCCCAGAAAUACCUCCCACAUAAUGUCUAUCUUUUUCCUUCUAUCUGUCACUCUCUGUCUCCCUUUCUCCCUCCCUCCCUCCCCUCUCUCUCACUCUCUCUUUGGGUUUGCAUUUGCUCAUGUGUGUGCCGUGUAUUAA
Molecule: messenger RNA, 612 nt
Organism: Acanthosepion pharaonis
Lineage: Eukaryota; Metazoa; Mollusca; Cephalopoda; Sepiida; Sepiidae
Source: the annotation of a GenBank genome assembly